Molecule: messenger RNA, 1083 nt
Organism: Fonsecaea multimorphosa CBS 102226
Lineage: Eukaryota; Fungi; Ascomycota; Eurotiomycetes; Chaetothyriales; Herpotrichiellaceae
Exons: 1
Coding region: 1-1083 (360 amino acids)
Molecular function (GO): hydrolase activity, acting on carbon-nitrogen (but not peptide) bonds
Source: RefSeq, a predicted model, not a curated record
AUGACUCAGUUUUUUGCAAAAGAGAUUGUCAUCCAAAAUGUCCAUGCUUUCAAUGGCGAAAACUUCACAACGAGAGAUGUCGUUAUCAGAGACGGAAAGAUAGCAGCUGACAGAGAGGCGGACGAUGUCCAGAUCGUUGAUGGACAGGGUCGGUACCUCAUCCCAGGACUCAUCGACGCCCAUGUCCAUCUGCGCGCAGAAGAACAAUUGGAGAAGCUGUCCGCUGCUGGCGUUACCACGGCACUUGACAUGGCCUCAUUUCCCCCAAGCCUGAUUAACUCGUUUCGAGGAAAGACCGGCCUUACAGACAUAAGGAGUGCCGGAGCUCCUGCGACAUCCCCCGGAAGCGGGCACAGUCGGAUGCCAGGAAUUGAGCCUUACUUGAUCUCCAGCCCCUCGGAAGCAUCACGAUGGGUAAGCGACCGCAUCGAGGAGGGCGCAGAUUAUAUCAAGGUCGUCGCAGACAUCCCUGGACCCAACCAGGCAACACUCAACGCAGUCAUCUCAGCUGCACACGAGCAAGGAAAGCUCACGAUUGCUCAUGCGACAAGACAUGAGGCAUUCCGCAUGGCCUUGGAAGCCAAGGCCCGCGUCAUCACACAUGUACCGCUUGACAAGCCUCUCAAUUCAGACAUGGUGGCACAGAUGGUCGAUGGCAAACACGUCUCUGUCCCGACGUUGGCGAUAUGCGAAGCUCUGCCAAAAGCGAGAGGCCCACCUUUGAAUUACGAGCCUGCCCAAUCAUCCUUGAAAGCUCUCUACGAGGCAGGAGUGCCAGUCCUAGCGGGGACAGACUCGAACUCUUCGCCAAUAUGCCCUGUACCUCAUGGCGAGAGCUUGCAUCAUGAGUUGGAACUGCUUGUUGAAGCUGGCCUGUCAACCGUGGACGCUUUGAGAGCUGCCACUUCCCUACCGGCGAAGCAUUUUGGGCUGGUGGAGCGAGGGGAGAUUUCGGAAGGAUUUCGUGCUGAUCUGGUCCUCCUGUCUGCUGACCCUUUGGAGGAUAUCCAAGCCACCAGGAAGAUUGAGCGCAUCUGGAUAAAUGGGAUAGAAUACUCAAAGGGCCAACCACGUUUGCUGUAG